CGCGCGCCUCUUCUUUUUCUUCCUCCGCUUGCCCACCUCUCUCGUUCUCUUUCUUUGCAUUCUUUUGUCUUUCUCGUCCUUCUUAUCAGAGUGGCACAUACUUGCACCCGCUACCACCUCGAUUCUUCUUUCUCCCUUUCUCCUGUCUCGACCGACCUCUUCCUCUUUUCUUCUCUACAACUCUCUCUCUGCUUUCACUCUUCGCCCGUGUAAGCGCUGCCAAAAGCACCAUCGACGGCUACCACAACACCCGCAACCCACGCUUGACGAGUUUCUGUUUGCACACACAACUUCGGAUUCUUGACUCUGCAAGUUGUUGAAAAUCAACCAUUACGGGCCUGCUGAACACUUCCUGUAUUAAAAAAGGCUUUGAACUUUGGAACGCAAAAAACUGAGUCUUGUUCGACUAGUCUCCGCUCAACCUGCGCUUCCCGUUGCAUUUUUUUAUCAUCAGCGUUGCGAUAUCGUCACUUCCCACGAAUGUCUUUAUAGGGCAUUUUUUGUUUGCAUUUUACGAUUGAGACGACUUUUCUUUACGAAGCUUUUACGAUCAGCAAACCUUGUUUUUCUGCAUUCAUAAAAAGACACGUCCAGAUUCACGCAGCACGCUCAGCAUCAAGAUUUUCCCCGCAUUAUUUCGACGCUGCCACCCACGACGCACUUGUUCCUGCACCGCCAUCUCGAUCCCAAGCUACCCAACCGUCUGUGCUUCUUCGAAUUCGCUCCGACUUCGAAGUCCACAUCUAGCCCUCGCAGUUUAUGAACGUCGAGAGACAGUCAUAUUACCCAUUACCUCCGAUAGGCAACGCCUACUCUUCGGCCAGCUCCUCGCCUAGAGUCGGUUCCACUGCCUCUUUUGCUGGGUCACAGUCUUCUUACACGUCCGUCGCUUCAUCCGUCGGCCCAAAGACUCCCUCCCCUCCCCUGCCCGGUAACGCAAUCACAGCGCCGGCCACAUCCAUUAUCAGCUACGACGCCAUGAAUCAGGGCGACAUGUACUACCCCCAGCACAUGUCUGCUGGGCAACCGCAGCCUCCCCAGACUGUCACCUCUGGCCUCGGUCACUACCAGCAGCAUCAGCCCCCCAUGCUGCCGUCGGCUCACACCCAAUAUAACGCUCCUUACCACUACGGUUACAACAAUGGCCUGACAUCCCCUGGCGCUGCUGCUCCUCCAGUUUCCAACGGAAUCCCCCAAAAUGUCCUGCCCCUUCCUGGUAGCCAGGGUCCUCUGUCCCAGGCCUACGCCACUGGUUUUGACACUACUGGCCAACAGCCUCCCGUGGGUGCUAAGCCCCGCGUUACUGCUACUCUGUGGGAAGAUGAAGGCAGUCUCUGCUUCCAGGUCGAGGCUCGCGGCAUCUGUGUUGCCCGCCGUGAAGAUAACCACAUGAUUAACGGCACCAAGCUGCUCAACGUCGCAGGUAUGACCCGUGGCCGCCGUGACGGCAUCUUGAAGAGCGAGAAGGUCCGCCACGUCGUAAAAAUAGGUCCGAUGCACUUGAAGGGUGUUUGGAUUCCCUACGAUCGCGCUUUGGAGUUUGCCAACAAGGAAAAGAUUACAGAGCUUCUGUAUCCUCUCUUUGUGAACAACAUUGGCGCCAUGCUCUACCAUCCCGCCAACCAGACCCGUACCAACCAGGUCAUGGCAGCCGCUGACCGCAGAAAGCAGGAGCAGCAGGGCGGCCAGACUCAGGUUCGCCCUCACCCAGUGACUGGCCUACCCUCCAUGCAGCAGCAGCCUCAGCAUGCCAUGGCUACUCUGCCCUCUCACAGCCCGCUUGGUCGCCCUAGCUUGGAACGUGCUCACACCUUCCCUACUCCUCCCACCAGCGCUUCUAGCGUCAUGGGAUCUGGUAUGCCUGCUUCGGAUAACUUUAACUGGCAGGGUCAGGGCAUGAACGGCCAGCAGGCAACCACUCCUCCCAGUGCCUCCAUGCAGAACAUGCCACCUUACGGCUCCAACGCCUCUGGCUACGAUGGCCAGCGCCAGAUGUACGGCAACCCCUCGUCGCAGCCCUCGCCGUAUCAAAAUGGCAACCAGGACCGCAUGUACGGUCAGCCUGGCCAGUAUCCCAAGAACGAGAUGGCCCCUCCCUCGGGCCGCCCAUCUAUUUCUGCACAGGGACAGGAGCAGGAUACUAAGCCCAUCAUGUCCCAGGAGCACUCCUCUCAGCCUCAUAACGGCGAAGAGGAAGGUGAGCAGGAGCACGAGGCCGAGUACACUCACGACAGCGGUUCCUACGACGCUGCCCGCACGCAGUACAACUAUGCUGCUCCUCCUGUUGCUGGCAUGCCCCACGAGGGCAACAUUCCCCCUGAGAUGACCGGCUCUCCCAACCACACCUCAACAUCUGGCCGUGCUACCCCCCGAACCGCGCCUCCUACUCAGCCGUACUACCAGAACCCUGGUUACAACACGCCACCCCGUGUCCAGCAGUCGGGCAACCUCUACAAUGUUGUCAGCGACAACCGUGCUCCUACCAAUGGAGUUGCUUCGGCCGACGGCUAUGCUCCUGCUGCGGACAUGAACGGAUCUAUGACCAACGGCUACGCCUCCCAGCAGCCCAGUCUUAACGGUUCUGUGAAGCGUGGACGUGACGAUGAGGAUGACAUGUCGCGUAACGGCGGUGACAUGGACCUCAAGAGACGCCGUAUGAUGGAGACGGCCGUCCCCGCUCCCAUCUAUGAUGCUAUGAACCGCUCUGCUCCGCCAGUGGCUGCUCCCCGCCGCGUAUAACGGCAGACUGAUGAGCACUCUGAGUCCGAAUUUUUUUCUUCACUGUUUCAUUCUUCUGUGCUGUCAAACAGCAGAAGCCCCGUCCCCGUUGUUUUGGUGAAAUCACGCAAUGAUUGAAUUACGACAUCUUUACAUCGCCAUUAGAAGAUACAUGUCUGACGAAUAACGCUUUUGCACCCGAGGCUUAAUUUCGGAAAGCCCUCGCUCUUUGACGCAUCUACAAACCUUUUUUGUAUUGUUUCAUUGUGUGAAACUCUUCCUUGUCUUUUCCUUACUUUCCGGUUACUUUUAUGGGGUAUCUUUAUUGUUUAUUUUUUGUUUUUUUUUUCCACAUGAAGAGGUUGAGAAAGGGGAAGAAAUGCAUUCUGCCUGUUACGAUCUCCAGGCGAACACCAAAAACUUUUUUCUACGAUUCAUGGACAGAUGCCGCAGACGACUCUCCGCGCACCUUGCCAAGGAGCCCCUUGCGUUUCCUUGAGUUGAAUUAUUAAUGCUGCUCCUUGGAGCUUGAGCAAUGUACUUGCAAACGAGGAAACGAAGGCUGAGUCCUAAUGACGACUUUUACGACUUGUUGCUGUUUUACUCUGUCCGAUUUUUAUAAUCCGCUCAUUCUUUGGAUAGCACCCAGAACACGGUGACGUGUUGGCCUGCCUAUUUCCUUGCUAGGUUACGAUUUAUGAAUGACAAAAGCUAUUUCCAAAGAAAAAACUCUAUGUGUC
Messenger RNA from [Torrubiella] hemipterigena, 3458 nucleotides. The record is from the annotation of a GenBank genome assembly. NCBI's taxonomy places the organism in Eukaryota, Fungi, Ascomycota, Sordariomycetes, Hypocreales, Clavicipitaceae.